AUGUUUACAAAACACUCUAAUACAGAAAAAUUGAAAAGAAAUGCAGAAAUAGCUUAUCUUCAAGAAAAUUAUCCACAAAACUUGGUUCAAUUUCAAAAAAUAGGAGUAAAACUUCAAAACGCACCAGAAAAAGAAAAUGAAGUUGUUGUUGAACCUGAUGUACAUUUUCAAAUUGACGGUAAAGAAUAUCUUGUUUUUUUCAAUAACCGUUUAAGGGAAAUAAAUACAGUUUUAAAUCGUUGGUUAGAAAUUGAAAUUUCAAACAAUAGGUUUUCUAUGCCUGAUAGUAUUAAAAACAGUGUUAAACAGAUUGCAGAAAAAGGAGAAACAGAUAACGUAGUAACAGGAUUUUUAAAAGGAUUGGUUCGUGGUUUUAUUCCAAUUUAUGGACAAUACGAGGCAGGCAGAGGUUGCUACUAUGCGGUUUCAAGAAUGUUGUAUUCAGAAGUACAAGAAGAUAACGAUAGAAUCCAUAGACUAGCAUAUCAUGUUUAUAAAACAAAAGAGUUAAUUGAAAAAUAUGGAAGUGAAAUACGAUCAGGUAAAAUAUGUGCAAUAUGUAUUGAAAAGAAUUUCAAUGGGAAGAGUGAAUAUAUAACAAGCUGUGACGAUAAAUCAUAUCAAAAAUUAGAAUCAAAAUUAUUUGAAAUAAUGUCAUCUUACAAAAAUAUAGAUGAAAAAUUUAAUGAUUUAAAAAGAUUUUUGUAUAGGUGUGAAAAUAAUAUUCAACCUACAUUAGAUGAAUGGAGAAGAUUACAAUUUUGUUUUGUAAUUAAUAGAGUGAAUUAUUAUCUUACAAGACAAGAAGAAUUAUUAAACGACAAAUCAUAUGAAGAAUUAAAAACAAUGACAAUCCUUAGAAGUAGAUUGAACCAGCUUGCAAUUAAAUACAAACACUUGUAUUUAACAAAUACAGAAAUUCUUCUUGGCAUUACAAUGAAGCGAUGCAAAAUUCUUGUUAAUCAUAGAGAAUGUAAAAAAAUAUUUAUUGAAAGUUCAAGUGUGAGAGAAUUUUAUAAAAAGAUUGAUAAAAGGUUAAAUGCACUAUUCCAGAUUCUUACAAACAAAUAUUCAUUCAGUGAAUUAACAUUAGAAAAUAUUAUAGAAACAGCACAGAGUUUAAAACUUGAUAACAAUCAAGAUUUAAUAGAUAAAAUGAAAAAAGAAAUAAGUGAAUUAGAAAAUAAAAGAAAAAAGUUAUUGGGAGAUGCAGCAACUGAAGUUGGAAAAGUAGUAAUUCAGAAAGUAGAAGAUAUAUCAGAUAUUGCUUUUUUAUUUCCUGAUAUUUAUUCAUUAAUAAAGCAAUUUAAAAUAGAAGAUAUAAUAGAUUAUAUGUGUACACAAAAUAAAAUAACAUUCCCACAACAAGGAGGUAAUGGUACUUCUCAGACAAAUUGUCAAAAUAAUACACCACUUGGAAGAGCAUUAAAAGCUAUCAACCUUACUCCAGAACAAUUAGAUAAAUUACAUUCGUCAUUUAAUAAUUUUGUUGAUGCACAAUCAUCAACAUGUAAAAUUGAAUCAAUUAAAGAACGAUUAAGUGUAUUGGAAAAAGUUCAAGAAUUAUCAAAUGAUUUUAUCAACUUACUCAAACUUAAAAUAGAAUUGCAAAGAGAAUGGUUAUUUGAUGAGAUUGAUAUUAAUGAAUAUUUAGGAAUUAUUGUUACCGAAGAUAAUAGAUAUGUUGUUAAUGCAGGAACUAGUUUUGAACUUAAAACUAAUUACAAAAUAUAUGAAAUAGAGAAAGUACUAAAUUAUAAUGAAGGAUAUGAAGAAUAUUAA
Messenger RNA from Entamoeba histolytica HM-1:IMSS, 1782 nucleotides. RefSeq lists its product as uncharacterized. The transcript has a single exon. The record is from RefSeq and is a predicted model, not a curated record. Lineage: Eukaryota; Evosea; Mastigamoebida; Endamoebidae. The coding region runs from base 1 to 1782 and encodes 593 amino acids.